GUAAGGGGAAGCGAGUGUUGUAAUGCCAGUUUGCGUGCAGGCUGUUCUUUAAAUAUCCUCUGUUUUCUUUCAGAAAUAUAACACAUGGUAGCUUAAUAAUUCAAGAUAAUACCGAAUAAACGGGACGGUACUGCCUUAAGAUAUCCUGUAUUUAGUUCGUUUUGGUCGACCUUUUGGAUAUUUGGGAUAUGGAGCUUGAUCGGCGACUGUUGGUGGCUCACUGCGCAGCCCACACCCUAUCAGUCCUGGCCGGGUUGAUGGUGGUUGUCCCGCUGGCGCUCAACGGCUCAGCUUUCAAAGGGCGUUGUGCGCUUUUCACCACGGGUUCUUGGAGGACGGACAAUCGAACCGACAUUUCUGGUGAACAGGGUGAGAUUUCACACUUGGUGGUACAGCAAUGGGGUCCACCGGCUGCAUGCCAGUUCGCAACUUUUGUCGGUGUUUUCACGGUGCUGUAUGGUGCUGCGCAGGGCUGGAGAAGCAUAUUCUAUCUCCACGGACGGCAUGACGAGUGAGUACACUUUCUAUGGGCUUUGAAAUAGUUAAUCAAUAGUACAAAAAGUAGGCCUAUAUUUAAAAAACAACAACGAUACAAAUGGAAACGUAAAUGACAUAAAUCGCCUGAUAAUAAUAAUAAUGACCAUUAUGAAAUAUCAAAUUGUGCAAUGCAUUAUUAGUCCUAUGUGUCAUAGGCUACCUGCUAUUACAUAGUUAUAACAGUUUAUGUCAAAUUACAAUGUUUUCACUCGUUCACAGUCACCAAUGUUAUUAUUGUAUUUAUUUUCCAGCACCUUGUUCUCCGCCUUCCUGACCCUGAUCCUGAGCCUGUGUGUGUUGUUCCUGUCAGGAGGGGCCAGUGUCACCCUCUCCCUGGGGCUGGCCUCCUGGUGCAACACUGUCACAGACGACAACACCAGACCUUACAGGUAAUGUUCAUAUACUGAGGCAUACAAAUCAACAGGUCAUACUUUAGGGUCUUCCAGGCCAGGUCAUUUGGUCAGGAAAAACUCUGGGCCCUAGUACUGUGCAUCGACCUGUGUGUCGCAUACAUUGCAGUGAGUGUGAGGGUCAAGCUGCAGGGGUUUGACUGUAGCCUUGUUAAGCAUUGACAGUUUCCUGUCUCUCUGUCUGUUUGCGUGCAGCUGUGCAGAAUACCAGUCCAUCCCCAUGUACCUGGAUGUAGAGACGUCCUCCUUCUUCACUCAGCUCACCCUGGCAGAGGUAUGUAGUCCCCCAUAGCUGGCCCAUCUCAUGCCAGUGGGCUUUCCCUGCUCAAAAUAGAAAUCUUCUGCAUUGCAUUAACAUGAGGGAGUCAGUGUACUUGUGAUUUAGUUUCAGUUUUUCUCUCCCUCUCUGUGCUCUCUCUAUUUCCACCUACCCCCUCUUAUUAUUAUUAUUAUUAUUAUUAUUAUUAUUGUGUAAUAACUCUCUUUCUCUUUUUGUUUCUCUGUAAUAAUACUAAUAAUAUAUACUUUAACUGAUAAUAAUCUUUCUCUCUCUCUCCAGGUUGCUCUGUGGAGCGUGACAGCAUUGUGGCUGACCCACUCCAUCCUGUCCUUCAUGCGUCUCUACCACUCCCACAGCCAGCACAUCAGCGGGCCCUGCCUGCCCAGGGAGAAGGAGCAUCUCCUGGGUCACUCUCCCUCCUCCUCAGGCUCAUCAGGAUCAGACCGGGGCUCACCCUCACCCACACAACCCCUAUCAACAGCGCCCAGUGUCAUCUUUGUCUAAACCCCUAACCUCAAUGGAACUCCACGCAGCUACCCGUUAUGAGGGGUGGAACUCUGUAUGAAACAAAGAAAGCUGAGAAUGUAUUGAUUCAAGAGACUGGACUACAGUUUGUAGUUUGAUUUAACCCAUGUUCGUGCCAUUUGAAUUUUUAUGAGUUCCAUCCCUCAUAAACCCUCACUACCAACACCCAGUGUUUUUAUUGAACCCCAACACCUUUGUUCUGCUAAACCUCAUCACCACCACCAUUCACCACUUACUGUAGCCUCUUAUGUAACAGGGUUCUACGUCCAACCUUACAUUGUCAUCUACCAAUUAUUUUUCAGACCAAAGGGGAUUAAUUGAACGUACGGUAACCAAAAAGGGAAUAAAUUAAGUAGUGUUAUGGCAUUUAUUAAUUAGAUAUUUAACUAGUACCAUCUUAUCUUAGAGUCUUAGACAUAUGGUUUAAUAUGUGAUCACAAUCAGUAUUAUAUAAGCAAAAUUAAUCAGUGCAUAGCUCACUAACUUCAUAACAAGGUAGCUGACUGACUGACUGAGCCAUGCCAAAUUAGUUACAUAUAAAUACAAAGUUAUUAUUUUACAGGGUUGUCUGUUUCAACAAAACAUGGCCUAAAAGUGUUUGUUCAAUAUGUAUGUCUGUUAUAUCCAACAGUUCCAAAGUUGGCAAAUGUACCAUUUGCAUGUUGUGUGCAUUAGCUCUCAAGGCAAAAGUCAUUCAUUGUUUUGAGUAAAUGCACAUUUGUACUGUGGCACUUUCAUUGAGAAGCAAGAAGCAUGUGGUAUUUGUGAAAGAGAUACACUAUAUUCAAACAGGAUCACUGUGUGAGCAAGACACAUUAAUGUUUUAUUGUGUCGCAGAAUCACUCUCUUCCUCUAGUGAAGGUUGUCAUAUGAUGCUAUUUGUGUAGAUGCAGCUGCUUUCAAGGCAUUUGAAGCAUCCAGAUUUCUCACAAAUAUAUAGCCUUUGAUGAUAGUAGUAUCAGAACAAGUAUAUGUGUGAACUAGGCUGAGCCAAGAAGGUUUAGGGAGGUAUAGGAUAGAGACAGAAUACACACUGAAAAGUGUCUUGACCUUCAAACUCUGAACCUUGACCUCAGUAGUUGUGGUGACACACAGAUAGCGGAGCAAGAAACCGGAAGAGGGAUAGACUGUCUAUAAUCUAUUGCAUUUUGGAGUAUUACUGGCAAUAUUGAUUAUGUUUUAUACUGGUUAUUUAUGUUCAUGUUUUUAUUUAUCAUCCUGUUUGUGUAAAUCAAUAAAAAUAUCUUCCUGUGAA
This is a messenger RNA of Coregonus sp. 'balchen', 3007 nucleotides long. The record is from the annotation of a GenBank genome assembly. Lineage: Eukaryota; Metazoa; Chordata; Actinopteri; Salmoniformes; Salmonidae.